Aaosphaeria arxii CBS 175.79 is the source of this 575-nucleotide messenger RNA. RefSeq lists its product as uncharacterized. NCBI's taxonomy places the organism in Eukaryota, Fungi, Ascomycota, Dothideomycetes, Pleosporales. The transcript has a single exon. The record is from RefSeq and is a predicted model, not a curated record. The coding region runs from base 88 to 429 and encodes 113 amino acids.
CUGUCAUUGCUAAUUUGAAGCAGAGUAUUGAACUAAAUCGCUGCCAUUACAGAAGAGCGUCAUUUGGGCUCUCUGUCCAUACAGAAUAUGAGAAACUUUUCGGCAUUUUGUCAUCGGCUAGCCACUAUACUUCUUGAUUUCUUGGUAGUUUUUCUUUUGUUUUCGACGCUCCUCAUCAUUCGAUGCUCAAAUGGUGGCACUCUGAACUGCAUUGAAGCUCUGUUCACCAAGAGGCAUGCUCAGCUCAAUCGACAUCAAGGAACGGAUGGCAAUCCUCAAUUGAUACAACCUGAAAGUUCAUGGGCAUGUGAAGCACAGUCUGUGCCGUUCAUCGCCUGCAUGACCUCGUAUAAUGUGGAUACUGCGAUGAGCCCAAGCCUCCGGGUACUAUGUACCCUGAAUGGCGAGCAAAGACUAAACACCAAUUAGGAAUGCAGCGGCGUCUGGAAUCAGAACCACGUUUAUGAAUUGUAAAGUCGAGUAUGGUCUGUAUGGGCCCACUGUCACACGUACGUUGAGAAGCUUGAGUAUUUGAACUAGGGCUAGGCAAGAUAUAGUCCUGCUGGAUCCUCCAC